Messenger RNA from Closterium sp. Yama58-4, 729 nucleotides. The record is from the annotation of a GenBank genome assembly. NCBI's taxonomy places the organism in Eukaryota, Viridiplantae, Streptophyta, Zygnematophyceae, Desmidiales, Closteriaceae.
AUGAUGCCGUACGACCUGAAGGUGGAUCCCGGGCUGCACCUCAGCUCUAAGCAGAUGCGGGAUUGGGCCACGGACCUGUCCGCUGCCGAGGGGCUACACACGGGCCUCCUCAUCACCAUGCAUCACCGCAACCUCGUGGCCAGCAGGGAAAGGUGGACCCGCAUGUUCAAGCACUACCGCGAGCUGACCCAGCUCGGAUCGACCACCACCAACGAGAUUGCAUGGGCCGCGGUAGUGGGCACGGAGGCUGCAGCAGAAGAGACGGAGCUCUACCGCGAUGUGGAUCCGAGGGAUUACGCGGGAGCGAUCGCGUGCGCGAUCGCACUGGUGUGGGAGGUGACGCGCGGUUCGGCGGUCUCGACCGCGUCGGAUUCUGGCAAUUUGGCCGCGCGAGCGGUUAACUGCCAGAGGGAUCGAUGCCGUCUGUUCCCCGUUGUAACCGCGUACGUCAUCAGGGCUGUACGGCGGCGCAAUUCUCGCGAGAAGCAAGCUGGUGACGACGAGCCGAAGGUAGUCGCGGAUCCGAGGGUGGUCGCGGACGCGAUUGCAUCUGAAGUCGUGAACGACGUCGUCGCCAAGUCUCGCGACCUCAGGCACAUUGAGAUGGCUGCUCGCGAAACGGUGGACGUUAUCAUCACCUGGUGCGACUGCUCGGUUGCGUGGAAGGUCAUGGAGUCCAUUGGGCUUUACCUUGCCCUGCCCAAGGAUCGUCUUAAGAAGCGGACUUGA